CGGCAGCACUUAUUUCUGCAGCUUUCGGCAGCUCCUUUAUUUCUUUUGGAUUGUCAGCAAUUUUUUGGUUGGUCAGGUACUAUUUUUAAUUCGGCGUGCACUUAUUUUUUUACGGGUCUCAUGUCUUCCGAGUCUUUUACCGUGAAAUUUACGGGUAAAAAUUAUUCUACAUGGGAAUUUCAAUUCCGUUUAUUUGUUCUGGGAAAGGAGUUAUGGGAUCAUAUUGAUGGGAGUAAUCCGGCUCCUACUGAGCUUCCUAAAUUAGCUUAGUGGCAGAUCAAAGAUGCUAGGGUGAUGACAUGGAUUUUAGCAUCGGUUGAUCCUCUGAUUGUUCUUAAUUUGAGGCCUUAUAAAACUACUAAAUCUAUGUGGGACUAUUUGAAAAAGGUGUAUAAUCAGGACCAUACGGCUCGACGGUCUCAGUUAGAGUAUGAAAUUGCCAGUUACACUCAGGGCAAUCUCUUCAUUCAAGAUUAUUUUUCUGGAUUUAAUAAUCUUUGGGGAGAAUUUACUGACAUAAUUUAUGCCAAGGUACCAGAAGAGUCUCUCUCUGUUGUGCAGGAAGUUCAUGCGCAAAGCAAGCGCGAUCAAUUUUUAAUGAAGUUACGUCCUGAAUUCGAGGUCACUCGCUCUAAUUUGAUGAAUCGUGCUCCUGUGCCGUCUUUGGAUAUUUGUUUUGGGGAAUUACUUCGUGAGGAGCAGCGUCUUGCCACCCAGGCUACUUAUCAGCAUGACACAAUGAUACCCCCUGCUGUUACUUAUGCUGCUCAUGGAAAAGGCAAGGGACGAGACAUGCGGACAGUUCAAUGUUUCAGUUGCAAAGAAUACGGACAUAUUGCUAAUAAUUGUGCACGGAAAUCUUGCAACUAUUGUAAGAAGCCUGGGCAUAUUAUCAAAGAUUGUCCUACACGUCCCCAAAAUCGCCAGGCUCAUGCUUAUCAGGCUACGGUGGGUUCCGCUUCUGCUACUCCCGUUCAUGACUCAUCUACUCUUACUACUGAGAAGGUUCAGCAGAUGAUUCUUUCAGCUUUUUCAGCCUUAGGGCUGCAAGGAUCAGGUGUCGGGCAAGAUACUCGCGAGGAGGCCUAAAGUUGGACGUUUAUUUCCUUUACAUUUUUCCAUUCCUAAUGUCAUUUCAUUUGCUUGUAACACUGUGAACAAUAAGUGUGAAGUAUGGCACAAACAGUUAGGUCAUCCUAAUUCCGUUAUUUUAUCUCAUGUCAUAAACUCUGGUUUGUUGGGCAAUAAAGAUCAAUUUUCUUCUCU
Molecule: messenger RNA, 1266 nt
Organism: Carya illinoinensis
Lineage: Eukaryota; Viridiplantae; Streptophyta; Magnoliopsida; Fagales; Juglandaceae
Exons: 2
Coding region: 295-1089 (264 amino acids)
Molecular function (GO): nucleic acid binding; zinc ion binding
Source: RefSeq, a predicted model, not a curated record